Molecule: messenger RNA, 8435 nt
Organism: Equus quagga
Lineage: Eukaryota; Metazoa; Chordata; Mammalia; Perissodactyla; Equidae
Gene: PTEN
Product: phosphatase and tensin homolog
Exons: 9
Biological process (GO): cell motility; phosphatidylinositol dephosphorylation; protein dephosphorylation
Cellular component (GO): cell projection; nucleus; plasma membrane
Molecular function (GO): phosphatidylinositol-3,4,5-trisphosphate 3-phosphatase activity; protein tyrosine phosphatase activity
Source: RefSeq, a predicted model, not a curated record
GCAGCCGCGGGGGCAGCGCCCUCGGGGAGCCGGCCGGCCGGCGGCGGCGGCAGCGGCGGCGUUUCUCGCCUCCUCUUCGUCUUCUCUUCUAACCGUGCAGCCUCUUCCUCGGCUUCUCCUGAAAGGGAAGGUGGAAGCCGUGGGCUCGGGCGGGAGCCGGCUGAGGCGCGGCGGCGGCACCUCCCGCUCCUGGAGCGGGGGGGAGAAGCGUCGGCGGCGGCGGCCGCGGCGGCUGCAGCUCCGGGGAGGGGGUCGGAGUCGCCUGUCACCAUUUCCAGGGCUGGGAACGCCGGAGAGUUGGUCUCUCCCCUUCUACUGCCUCCAACACGGCGGCGGCGGCGGCGGCACAUCCAGGGACCCGGGCCGGUUUUAAACCUCCCCUCCGCCGCCGCCGCACCCCCCCUGGCCCGGGCUCCGGAGGCCGCCGGAGGAGGCAGCCGUUCCGAGGAUUAUUCGUCUUCUCCCCAUUCCGCUGCCGCCGCUGCCAGGCCUCUGGCUGCUGAGGAGAAGCAGGCCCAGUCGCUGCAACCAUCCAGCAGCCGCCGCAGCAGCCAUUACCCGGCUGCGGUCCAGAGCCAAGCGGCAGCAGAGCGAGGGGCAUCAGCUACCGCCAAGUCCAGAGCCAUUUCCAUCCUGCAGAAGAAGCCCCGCCACCAGCAGCUUCUGCCAUCUCUCUCCUCCUUUUUCUUCAGCCACAGGCUCCCAGACAUGACAGCCAUCAUUAAAGAGAUCGUUAGCAGAAACAAAAGGAGAUAUCAAGAGGAUGGAUUCGACUUAGACUUGACCUAUAUUUAUCCAAACAUUAUUGCUAUGGGGUUUCCUGCAGAAAGACUUGAAGGUGUAUACAGGAACAAUAUCGAUGAUGUAGUAAGGUUUUUGGAUUCAAAGCAUAAAAACCAUUACAAGAUAUACAAUCUAUGUGCUGAAAGACAUUAUGAUACCGCCAAAUUUAACUGCAGAGUUGCACAGUAUCCUUUUGAAGAUCAUAAUCCACCACAGCUAGAACUUAUCAAACCCUUUUGUGAAGAUCUUGACCAAUGGCUAAGUGAAGAUGACAAUCAUGUUGCAGCAAUUCACUGUAAAGCUGGAAAGGGACGAACUGGUGUAAUGAUUUGUGCAUAUUUGUUACAUCGGGGCAAGUUUUUAAAGGCACAGGAGGCCCUAGAUUUCUAUGGAGAAGUAAGGACCAGAGAUAAAAAGGGAGUAACUAUUCCCAGUCAGAGGCGCUAUGUGUAUUAUUAUAGCUACCUGUUAAAGAAUCAUCUGGAUUAUAGACCAGUGGCACUGUUGUUUCACAAGAUGAUGUUUGAAACUAUUCCAAUGUUCAGUGGCGGAACUUGCAAUCCUCAAUUUGUGGUCUGCCAGCUAAAGGUGAAGAUAUAUUCCUCCAAUUCAGGACCCACACGACGGGAAGACAAGUUCAUGUACUUUGAGUUCCCUCAGCCGUUGCCUGUGUGUGGUGACAUCAAAGUAGAGUUCUUCCACAAACAGAACAAGAUGCUAAAAAAGGACAAAAUGUUUCACUUUUGGGUAAAUACAUUCUUCAUACCAGGACCAGAGGAAACCUCAGAAAAAGUAGAAAAUGGAAGUCUAUGUGAUCAAGAAAUUGAUAGUAUUUGCAGUAUAGAGCGUGCAGAUAAUGACAAAGAAUAUCUAGUACUCACUUUAACAAAAAAUGAUCUCGACAAAGCAAAUAAAGACAAGGCCAACCGAUACUUUUCUCCAAAUUUUAAGGUGAAGCUGUACUUCACAAAAACAGUAGAGGAGCCAUCAAAUCCAGAGGCUAGCAGUUCAACUUCUGUAACACCAGAUGUUAGUGACAAUGAACCUGAUCAUUAUAGAUAUUCUGACACCACUGACUCUGAUCCAGAGAAUGAACCUUUUGAUGAAGAUCAGCAUACACAAAUUACAAAAGUCUGAAUUUUUUUUUUUAUCAAGAGGGAUAAAACUCCAUGAAAACAAACUUGAAUAAACUGAAAAUGGACCUUUUUUUUUAAUGGCAAUAGGACAUUGUGUCAGAUUACCAGUUAUAGGAACAAUUCUCUUUUCCUGACCAAUCUUGUUUUACCCUAUACAUCCACAGGGUUUUGACACUUGUUGUCCAGUUGAAAAAAGGUUGUGUAGCUGUGUUAUGUAUAUAUCUUUUUGUGUCAAAAGGACAUUUAAAAUUCAAUUAGGAUAAAUAAAGAUGGCACUUUCCCAUUUUGUUCCAGUUUUAUAAAAAGUGGAGACAGACUGAUGUGUAUACGUAGGAAUUUUUCAUUUUGUAUUCUGUCACCAACUGAAGUGGCUAAAGAGCUUUGCGAUAUACAGGUUCACAUCCUACCCCUUUGCACUUGUGGCAACAGAUAAGUUUGCAGUUGGCUAAGAGGAGUUUCUAAGAGAUUUUGCUACAUUCUAAUGCAUGUAUUCGGGUUAGGGGAAUGGAGAGAAUGCUCAGAAAGGAAUAUAUUUUAUGCUGGACUCUGGACCAUAUACCAUCUCCAGCUAUUUACAUGCACCUUUCUUUAGCAUGCUACAGUUAUUAAUCUGGACGUUUGAGGAAUUGGCCGCUGUCACUGCUUGUUGUUUGUGCAUUUUAUUUUUUUUAAGCAUAUUGGUGCUAGAAAAGGCAGCUAGAGGGAGUGAAUCUGUAUUGGGGUACAGGAAUGAACCUUCCACAACAUCUUAAGAAUCCACAAAUGAAGGGAUAAAAAUAAUGUGGUCAUAGAUAGGAAACACAGCAACAAUGACUUAACCAUAUAAAUGUGGAGGCUAUCAACAAAGAAUGGGCUUGAAACAUUAUACAAAUUGACAAUGAUUUAUUAAAUAUGUUUUCUCAAUUGUAAUGACUGCUCCAUCUCCUGUGUAAUCAAGGCCAGUGCUAAAAGUCAGAUGCUAUUAGUACCUACAUCAGUCAACAACUUACACUUAUUAGUUUUCAAUCAUAUACCUGCUGUGGAUGCUUCAUGUGCUGCCUGCAAGCUUCUUUUUUCUCAAUAAAUAUAAAAUAUUUUGUAAUGCUGCACAGGAAAUUUCAAUUUGAGAUUCUACAGUAAGCAGUUUUUUUUCUUUAAAGAUUUAUGAUGCACUUAUUCAAUCCAAUAGCUGUCAGCCGUUCCACCCUUUUGACCUUACACAUUCUAUUACAAUGAGUUUUGCAGUUUUGCACAUUUUUUAAAUGUCAUUAACUGUUAGGGAAUUUUACUUGAAUACUGAAUACAUAUAAUGUUUAUAUUUAAAAGGACAUUAUUUGUGUUAAAAAGGAAAUUAGAGUUGCAGUAAAUUUUCAACACUGCACAAAUAAUAAGGCAUUUACUUUUUCAGUAGAAAUUGUCCCACAUAAUGCUUUUAUCAAGUUGCUAUUGAAAGAAUAGAUUUUUUUUUUAAUGUGCAGUGUUGAAUCAUUUCUUCAUAGUGCUAGAGUUAGGACUAGGGCUUAAAUUUCACUUCUUAAAUAUCAUAUAUUUGAUAUGCCCAGACUGCAUAUGAUUUUAAGCAGAGUACAACUACUAUUGUAAGGCUAAUGUGAAGAUAUGAUUAAAAAGAUUUUCCCCCCAGAAAUUUGGUGUCUUUCAAAUUAUACCUUGACCUUGAACAUUUGAACAUCCAGCCAGUUUAUUUCUUAAUGUUGUAAAAUCUCAUUUUCAAUAACUUAUUGGUGCUGAAAUUGUUCACUAGCUGUGGUCUGACCUAGUUAAUUUACACACACAGAUUGCAUAGGACCUACUAGAGCAGCAUAUAUAGAGUUUGAUGGCAAAUAGAUGAGGCAGAACUUUAUCCAAAAUAUUCUUAGUAAAUAAUGUUGACAUGUUUUCCAUACCUCGUCAGUUUCAUUCAACAAAUAAAAUUUUUAAAUUUUUUAACAAAGCUCUUAGGAUUUACACAUUUAUAUUUAAACAUUGAUAUAUAGAAAAUUAAUUGAUUGCUCAUAAGUUAAAUUGGUAAAGUUAGAGACAACUAUUCUAAGAUCUCACCAUUGAAAUUUAUAUGCCACCUUCUCUUUCAUAAAAGCUGAAAAUGAAAAUCAACUAUUCGUAUUUUGAAGAUAGUUAUUAAUACUGUUAUUUGUUACAGUUUUGGGCACAGUGUAUUGAAACAUAACUUGUAUUGUUCCAAUAUAUAAUAUGGAGGGCCAGGUCAUAAAUAAUGACAUUAUAAUGGGCUUUUGCACUGUUAUUGUUUUUCCUUUGGAAUGUGAAGGUCUGAAUGAGGGUUUUGAUUUUGAAUGUUUCAAUGUUUUUGAGAAGCCUUGCUUACAUUUUAUGGUGUAGUCAUUGGAAAUGGAAAAAUGGCAUUAUAUAUAUAUUAUAUAUAUAAAUAUAUAUUAUACGUACUACUCUCCUUUAUUUCAGUUACCAUCCCCAUAGAAUUUGACAAGAAUUGCUAUGACUGAAAGGUUUUCGAGUCCUAAUUAAAACUUUAUUUAUGACAGUAUUCAUAAUUAGCCUGAAAUGCAUUCUGUAGGUAAUCUCUUUGAGUUUCUGGAAUGUUUUCUUACUUAGACUUUUUGGAUGUGCAGCCGCUUACAUGUCUGAAGUUACUUGAAGGCAUCACUUUUAAGAAAGCUUACAAUUGGGCCCUGUACCAUCCCAAGUCCUUUGUAGCUCCUCUUGAAUAUUUUUUGCCAUAAUUAUUAAAGGGUAGUUGAAUAAAUAGCAUCACCAUUCUUUGCCGUGGCACAGGUUAUAAACUUAAGUGGAGUUUACCGGCAGCAUCAAAUGUUUCAGCUUUAAAAAAUAAAAGUAGGGUACAAGUUACAUGUUUAGUUCUAGAAAAUUUGUGCAAUAUGUUCAUAACGAUGGCUGUGGUUGCCACAAAGUGCCUCGUUUACCUUUAAAUACUGUUAAUGUGUCAUGCAUGCAGAUGGAAGGGGUGGAACUGUGCACUAAAGUGGGGGCUUUAACUGCAGUGUUUGGCAGAGUUGCCUUCUACCCUGCCAGUUCAAAAGUUCAAUCUGUUUUCAUAUAGAAUAUAUAUACUAAAAAAUUUCAGUCUGUUAAACAGCCUUACUCUGAUUCAGCCUCUUCAGAUACUCUUGUGCUGUGCAGCAGUGGCUCUGUGUGUAAAUGCUAUGCACUGAGGAUACACAAAAAAAUAUGAUGUGUACAGGAUAAUGCCUCAUACCAAUCAGAUGUCCAUUUGUUAUUGUGUUUGUUAACAACCCUCUAUCUCUUAGUGUUAUAAACUCCACUUAAAACUGAUUAAAGUCUCAUUCUUGUCAUUGUGUGGGUGUUUUAUUAAAUGAGAGUAUAAUUUAAAUUGCUUAAAUUCAUUGAAAUUUUAAAUAAUGGGCAGCCAAAUGUGAUUAAGUUUUCUGUAAAUUGUUUUUCUGCUGUCCUUCAAAGCCUACAAUUAUAAAACCAUGGGCCUUUGUCAACUUAGGAGUAGAGUAUCAGUCUACUCAUCUUUAAGAGAGGCAGUAAUUUUUUAGGGCUUUAGUCAACAUUUAAAUUGUUUUAAGCACAUUAAGUAACAUUCUAAUCCUGAAAAAGUUCAAGAUUCUUGAAAAAUUGUGCGUAUAUAUGUACGUAUUUUUUUUACUAAGUCAGAUGUCUGAAAAUAACUCCUCAGAAUGGAUUUGAUACUCCAGAUCUCAAUUUGUGGCUUUUCCAUUCUUUAUGAUUCUGUAGUCUGCCAUCAAUAUGUGGGAAACUUCAUUUACUCAUGUGACUUGUGCCAUUUAAAAACUGAUAUUCCAGAAUAGUCUAAAGGACUUUGUGUACCUGAAUUUAAUCUUGUUAUUUCUAAUAUUCUUAAAAGCUUAAAGACUAAGGCAUAUCCUUUCAACCAAGCAUAGUAAGGUAAUAAGUGAAAGCGUAGCUUGUACAGACAUUUUGAAAAUAAAGCAAACCAUUUAUGGAACAGUGGAAUUUAAUGUUAUUUCAAGUUUACGUUUUCUCCAUGUGACUUUUUAAAAGUGUGAAUAAUGUAUAAUCUAAAAAAGUAUGAGAAGUGUGUGUGUACACACACACACAUUUUUUCUCUUUAGGUAUCUUAAGUAUGGUUGAAAACUAUACUGGAGUCUAAAAUUAGUCUGUUUUUAAAGAAGAUCUUGGUCAUGUCUGAAAAUAGGAAUUUACUGGCAGUUUUGUUUUUAAUGGCAUAUUCUCACUACACUGUAGUUUGAGCUAGUUUGGUUAAAUGAAUGCCAUCACCAUUUCCAUUGAGAAUUUAAAAAUCACCAGUGUUUAACAUGCAGGCUUCCAAAGGCUUACAAAAAAUCAAGACCCUUAAAUCUAGUUAAUUUGCUGCUAACGUAAAACUCUUUUUGUUCUUUUAUUCUUGCCAGAUGAUUAGUCACACGUCUAAAACUUCAUCUUAAAUGGCUUAAGUUUUAAUUAGCAGUGCUGUUACUAGAGCAGAGAGAAAUGUUUGUGAAUGGAAAUAAUAGUAAAUAUUCAAUCAAACUGGUAUAAGGACAGUACCUAAACAACUAGCAAAAAAGAUAAUAGAGAAAAAUAUUUUAAAACUUUGAAAGAUGAGAUGUUAGAGACUGAUUUUCCUAUAGAAUUAUAUGGCUAUAGGAAGCCUAAUGAUUAAGUUGCUUGUCAGUUGUUUUAAAUUUUAGAGCAAAUCUAUUCUUUUAUGACCAUGAUCUUGCUAUUUUUUCAUCUUUCAGGAGAUCUUCCUUCUUAAAGGUAUAUCAGAAUGUAGAUAGCCACCCUGACAAAUUCAUAUUGGUUGGUAGCUUUAAAAGUUUGCAAUAUGAAGACAGGAAAGGAUAAAUAAAGUAGUUUCAUUGGUGGUAAUACUUUUUGGUUCUUAAGUUACCUAUUUUGAGAAUACUUUCUCAUAACAAAGUAAUCACAAUCCCGUCUGGAGACACAGCCAUUAUUAAUGCUUUAGUGACUAUACAAUCAUUUUUUCUGUAUAUUCAUGUAUAUAUUUUCUUUAAAAAAUGAAAUUUGUACUGUGCAUACUCUCAAAGCCUUUAAGCUUAUUAUUUCUAUCAUGGAUUUGUAGAAUGUUCAUUUACAUUAGAAAAUGGACAGUGAUUUGAUCCUAACGCUACAGAUGCAGAUCAUGUGUGAUUAUUGAGAGCUCCUUCCAAUUCAGUGGGUUGGUUCAUCAUGAAUGUUUAAAUAUCGCUGGCAUCAGGAUGAUAUAUGUCCAAGUAAAGAAAACUGUUACAUUUAUUUAGUGUAGACAAGCUUAACAUUGUAGAUAUUUCUCUUCAAAAACCAUUUUAAAUAUUUGCAUUUUGAAAUUAUGUGUCAAAUAGUUAAACAGAAUGUGUGAAACACUAUAUUACUAGUUAACUUCAUCAUCACCUUUCUCUUUCCCUUAUAGGUUGGAAAAGAAGGAUGAACUUUUCAGUUUUUAUAGUUCCCAAACAGUUGCUCAAUUUAGAGUGAAUUAGUUUAACACCUGCAAAAAAAGAAGAAAAGCUACUGCUGGUUUAUCACUUAGUUGUCUUUAAAUUUGUGUGCUCAUGUGAUUUCCAUCACAUCAAAAACAAUAUUUCAUGAAUGGUUCACAUUUAGCUCUGGAACAUGUUUCGUGUAAUGGUGAGCUUAUAACAGUACCUGUAACUUUUUUGACAGUUAUUUGAGAAUUUUGGUGAAAAAAAAUUUAGCUGGAGGGCAGUACCUAGCUUAUGAACCAGUAUAUUGAUAUUUCAAGAACACUUUUACAUAUAUGAGUGAAGUCAACUGCCGUCUUUGAGCAUUACCACAUUUUAAAAUAAAGCUGCAUAUUUUUAAAUGAAGUGUUUAACAAGGAUUUAUAUUUUUCAUUUUUCUAAAUUAAAAAUAAUUUAUAUCUCCUUUGUUGCAUGUGGAUUCUCAUCUGUCCUUGAAAUGGUUAGAGAUUUUAUUUGUGUGGAAUGGAGCAAGGCUUCUAGUCAUGGCUCUAGUGUUUCAGUUUGUCAAAUCUGUUUAGUGAAAUUCUUGAAAUGUUUAGGUGUGGCUUUCUGUAGCCUUUCAUUUAUUGGCCUUUAUUUAUGUGCACCUUUCGGAUUUUCUGCCUACUCUAUACAGUUGUCCAAAUGAUAUCCCACGUUUACAAAUGUCCUUUCAGUUUCUGUUUUCUUUUUUCAUUAAGUUGCGCCAGUGCCCUAAUGGGCAGUAUGUGUUUGUGUGUGCAUGCGUGCAGGCGUUAGUGUGUGAAUAUGUGUGUGUGUGUAAAUUAGAUUUUUGAGAAUGCUAGACUCCAACUUUAGAGAUUAAAUAGUUUGAUUCAGGCAAACAGAUUUCACUGGAAUUUCACAAUUCAUGGUAAUGAAAAUAAUGUUAACCCUGGAUGACCUUUGACAUACAGUAAUGAAUCUUGGCUAUUAAUGAGUUUGUUAGCAUCUUGAUGUGUGCGUUAAUGAGUUGUUUUCAAAGUUGUGCAUUUAACCAAAGUUGGUGUGUUGGAAAUGUUUAUAAGUUCCAUUUCAUGGACAUAAAAGUAGAAAUGCUUUCCUAUGGAGAGUAUUUUUUUCUUUAAAAAAUUAAAAAGGUUAUUUUGAA